AUGGGAUACGGAAUUUGGGUUUUAGCGCUAGUUCUGCUAGAAUGGUUGGUGAUACGGGUGAUACUGGUCAUUCCGCUGUUUGGAAUCCAGAACGAUGGAAUAAUGGGUGCUGGAGGCGUCAAAGUUAAAAGCGGUACCGGUGCCAAUAGUGCAGGGUUGCGACUAUUCGUGUUUCUGGGUUCUGGAGGCCACACGGGAGAAAUGCUGCGGCUGCUGGACAACUACAAAGACGAGCUUCUGCGACCCGGAACAAAGCUAAUUGUGGGCAGUUCUGACGAAGAGAGUCUGACACGAUUUCACCAUUCUUUGGGUCCACAGCUAGCGCAGCAGGUGCAGGUCACAGUGUGCCGUUUUGGCAAGGCUCGAGAAGUUGGAGCGUCGAAGCUAGAGUCGGUCCGGAGUAUUUUGCACACGCUGGCAAAAGCUAUUUGGACCGUUACUUGGAUCAAGUGGCAGUUCGUGGGUCAGCCGCAUUUGGUUUUGCUGAAUGGUCCCGGCACUUGCUGCAUUAUCGCUGGAUGGCUGAAACUGCUAGAAAUUAUAACCAUGACGCGAUCCAAAAUAGUUUACGUGGAGAGUUUGGCCCGUACUGACAGUUUGAGCAUGAGCGGUAAAAUCUUGUACCCACUGGUGGACGAGUUUGUGGUGCAAUGGAGCGAAUUGUGCGAAGUGUACGAAAGAGCACAGUGUUUCGGGAUUUUAGUGUGA
Molecule: messenger RNA, 708 nt
Organism: Lachancea nothofagi CBS 11611
Lineage: Eukaryota; Fungi; Ascomycota; Saccharomycetes; Saccharomycetales; Saccharomycetaceae
Source: the annotation of a GenBank genome assembly